UGUAAUUUCGAAUUCUCGCGACUCGCGGCUGCGUUCAAGAUUGACCGGAAAGAGUCAACAGCCAGCAGUGCUGCCAUCUGUUCCACUCUCUCUUUCAUCGCCGUUCACGUUAAUCGGCGUCAGUUUCUUUUUCCGGUGUGUCAAAAUGGGUAUCGACAUCAACCAUAAACAUGACCGUAAGGUUCGGCGAACCGAGCCCAAGUCGCAGGACGUGUAUCUCAGGCUUCUCGUCAAGUUGUACCGCUUCUUGGCCAGGCGUACUACUUCCAAGUUCAAUAAGAUCAUCCUCAAGCGUUUGUUUAUGAGCAAAAUCAACCGUCCGCCGAUUUCACUGGCUCGUAUUAUCAGGUUCAUGAAGAAGGAGGGUCGUGCUAACCGAAUCGCAGUCAUCGUUGGAACUGUCACUGAUGAUGCCAGAAUUUUGGAAGUACCCAAAUUGACGGUAUGCGCACUCCGUGUUACUGCAAAAGCGCGAGGACGUAUCUUGAAGGCUGGCGGAGAGUUGAUAACUUUUGAUCAACUGGCGCUACGUUCACCGACUGGAAAGAACACAGUUUUGAUGCAGGGACGCAGGAAUGCUCGUGAAGCAGUCAAACACUUCGGGCCAGCACCCGGAGUGCCACAUUCUCACACUAAGCCACUUGUACGCUCAAAGGGACGUAAGUUUGAACGUGCCAGGGGACGUAGGCGUAGCUGCGGUUACAAGAAGUAAACCAUCCUACUUCGCCGUCGUUUUUUUUUUCGCCAUCAGUACACGACUUUUACGUUUAGAUAUUCAUUUAAUACUUCAAUACCUUGAUUGUGUAUCGAUUGUGUUGUACUUUGGUACAAGGGAAUGGUGCGAAAUAAAUGUCG
This is a messenger RNA of Neodiprion virginianus, 855 nucleotides long. It is a transcript of the gene RpL18, whose product is annotated as 60S ribosomal protein L18. Lineage: Eukaryota; Metazoa; Arthropoda; Insecta; Hymenoptera; Diprionidae. Gene Ontology annotation, molecular function: structural constituent of ribosome; RNA binding. Gene Ontology annotation, cellular component: cytosolic large ribosomal subunit; ribosome. Gene Ontology annotation, biological process: translation. The coding region runs from base 146 to 712 and encodes 188 amino acids. The record is from RefSeq and is a predicted model, not a curated record. The transcript has 4 exons.